This is a messenger RNA of Trypanosoma conorhini, 807 nucleotides long. Its product is annotated as electron transfer flavoprotein. The record is from RefSeq and is a predicted model, not a curated record. Gene Ontology annotation, cellular component: cytosol. Lineage: Eukaryota; Euglenozoa; Kinetoplastea; Trypanosomatida; Trypanosomatidae. The transcript has a single exon. Gene Ontology annotation, molecular function: electron transfer activity. Bases 1 to 807 code for a protein of 268 amino acids.
AUGUUUCAACGCACGCUUCCAUCGCUUUUUCUGGCGACGUCCCCGGCCUGGAUGAAGGUUAUGGUGGGGGUGAAGCGCGUGGUGGACUACACGGUCAAGGUACGUGUCAAGGGCAACAAGGUCCAAAGUGAGGGGCUCAAGAUGAGUGUGAACCCGUUUGAUGAGAUUGCCAUUGAGGAGGCCAUUCAACUGAAGGAAAAAAAACUUGCGGACGAAGUAAUUGCGGUGACGAUAGGCAACAAAAAAGCGGAAGAGGUUCUUCGCACGGCAAUGGCCCUUGGAUGCGACAAGGCUAUUCAUAUUGUCACUCCCGAUGGAGAGGCAGAAGGACUUGAGCCCUUAGCGGUGGCAAAGAUUUUCCAGAAGCUUCACGAAGAGAUGAAGCCGGACAUGUGGAUUUUGGGGAAACAGGCAGUGGACGGCGACCUCGGAACCACACCGCAGCUACUGGCGGGACUUCUUGACAUACCGCAGGGAACCUUCGCCUCAAAGCUCGAGGUCAACGAUGGAAAGGUGAGGGUGACGCGCGAGAUUGAUGCCGGUCAUCAGAUUGUCGAGCUGCAGCUGCCUUGCGUUAUCGCUGCGGAUCUCCGCCUCAAUACGCCUCGUUUCCCAAAGCUCCCCAACAUUAUGAAGGCACGAAAAAAACCCAUUGACGCUCGCGAUGUGUCUUCUUUAGGUGUGGACGUGAAGCCGCGGCUGGCGAGGGAGGCGGUGAUGGAGCCACCCCCGCGAAAGGCCGGCAUUAAGGUAAAAUCUGUGGAGGAACUGUACGACAAGCUGCACAAUGAGGCCAAGGUAAUUUAG